AUGGCUCUCGCCAUGCAGUCCACCAUGUCUUCGGCGCAGGACGCCGAUCUGAUGGACAUCGACAUCGAUAUGGAUCUCGGUGAACAUGUCACAACCCUUGACGAAGAGUUCCAGCUCGAAGAAGGCGAAGAACCAUCUUUUGUACCAACAGGCGCGCAAGUCGCUCAAGCAAAUUCGGACCUAAUACCUGCCAUCUACACCGAGGACCCUGGUCUCGAGCCCCAGUGGAAUAAAGUUCACAUUCGAGGUGUUGAUGAUCUUCACACUCGAGACAUCGUAACAUUCGCUCAUGAUCACUUUGGCUCGGAUCAAGCUGAGAAACCUGAGGUGUACAUCCAAUGGGUUGACGAUACAUCCGCCAACAUCUGUUUCAAGGAUAGCGAGACGGCGAAAAACGCACAUCUUGCGUUCCUCCAACGCCCCAUCUCCGCCCAAGAACUCAUCAACGCCCCCUUCGAACUUCGCACCGCCAAACCUCUCACCACCAGACCGGCCAGUAUGCUUGUGGUUCGAGUCGCGCAAGCUCAAGACCGGAAAGCAAAGAAUGCAAGAGACGCCAGCCGAUACUACCUCCUUCAUCCAGAUCAAGACCCCACCGACCGGAUGCGGCGCGAGUUCGCCAACAGUCGAGGAGGGGGGAGAAGUGACAAUGGCGACUACAGACGUCGACGCUUCGAUGAUCGCGAGUACAGGAGAAGGAGAGAUAACGACCAUGACGCAGGCGGGGAAGAUUUUUCGGCAAACAUGUACGAUGACGCUCCAGCCACCGAUGGUGAGCCCACAGCACGCGGCAGGGACCUAUUCUCUCGUGUCAGCAAAGGGAGAAGACGAAGUGCCAGCCCUACGGCCAGAACCCGGAACAGCGAUGAAAUCGACAUCUCCGACUCCGAAGACGACCGCACCCAAAGGCGACGCACCAACAACGGCUAUCGAGACCGCACGGACCGCUCAUCCCGCAACAACGCAGGCAAAGAGCUGUUCGGCGACUCCGGCACCACGACUCGCAAAUCGCAACCCGGCAGCGGCGGUCUACACUCAGAUCGCAUAGAACUCUUCCCCUCCAAAGCCAGCACAAACACGCACCUCGACACCGACACAUCCAUGACGACAACCCCGUCGCGCCCACAAAACGACCCAGCCAACGUGCGCGCCAACGCCGCGGCCGCCAAACGCCUGAAAGCAGACCUCCUCAACGCCGCGCAGACUAGCCCACGCGGGGGCGGCCACCACCGGCGCAGCCACGCCAUGGACGCGAAGAACGCCGAAGACCUCGCGGAGCGGUUCGGGCGCAAGAGCAUCUCCCUCGACAGCACGAAAUCGCUGCGCAAUAAUCUGCCCAACAGUGGAGUGGAAUUGUUCCCAUCCGAGGGUGGCGGCGGGGGUGGAGGACUGAACAUCAAAGGCUCAGCCGGCAAUGGGAAUGGGAAUAGCAACGGAAACGGAAACGGCAACGGCUUCAACAUCAAAGGCUCAGGCGGCCUGAGCAUCAAAGGCCGCGCGGACGUCAAGGAGCUGUUCCCUGGCCAGUAUGACCGGUCUGGAGGAAAUGCGGGUAAAGAGCUGUUUGAUCAGCCGGUGCGUGAGCGCCGACAACGGAGGCAGGCGCGCGACCUAUUCGAUUAA
Molecule: messenger RNA, 1623 nt
Organism: Exophiala bonariae
Lineage: Eukaryota; Fungi; Ascomycota; Eurotiomycetes; Chaetothyriales; Herpotrichiellaceae
Exons: 2
Coding region: 1-1623 (540 amino acids)
Cellular component (GO): nucleus
Molecular function (GO): RNA 7-methylguanosine cap binding; mRNA binding
Source: RefSeq, a predicted model, not a curated record